Asterias rubens (European starfish) is the source of this 1990-nucleotide messenger RNA. Its product is annotated as ubiquitin-conjugating enzyme E2 Q1-like. Gene Ontology annotation, biological process: DNA repair; protein polyubiquitination; proteasome-mediated ubiquitin-dependent protein catabolic process. Gene Ontology annotation, molecular function: ubiquitin conjugating enzyme activity. Bases 289 to 1269 code for a protein of 326 amino acids. NCBI's taxonomy places the organism in Eukaryota, Metazoa, Echinodermata, Asteroidea, Forcipulatida, Asteriidae. The transcript has 8 exons. The record is from RefSeq and is a predicted model, not a curated record.
AUAAGGUCUAUGGGGGUUUCCCCGAAAAACAAAUGGGAAUAUUUUUAGUGCGAUUGAUUGCAGAACAGAAUACGAUAUUGCGCUGCCACAUUUUUAUUUCACCAAUUUAAUUUUCUAUAGUUGCCCCGUUCGCUACAAAAACAGCAACACUUGCAAAAGCUGCAUGUGAAUUUGUUAGUCUAUUUCAGCUGUGAAGUGCAUGGAGGAACCACCGGUAACUAUUUAAAAUCAACACAAAAACUGUAGUCAAUAAAUCAAGAUUUAGAUCGAGGGAAGCACAACAUAUCCAUGGCUGGCUUGAGUCGUUAUGACGCUUUCAAGGAAGAGGCAGAAAAAUGGUGCCGGGAAAACUCCACUGCUAGGUGGCAACUCUUCCUGGCAGAUGAGACAGAUAGACAACUCGUCUUCACUCAUGACAAUGGAGAAAUGUCAUUCAGUGUCAUUUGCCCGUCUGAUAACAAAGUGAGCAACGUCAGUCUUAUAUCCAAUAGCAGUAAUGAUGAUGUCAUGCGCAUUGUAAGAAACAUCCAUGGUAUUAACAACAUUCAGGAGUAUUUGGGAAAGGUUACAGCAGCUUUAGAACCUCUUGUGAACACUCAUAUUAGCAGAGAGGAUGAAGGGGACGACGAUAGUGAAACUGACAUGAACGACGAUGAUUACUACAACAAUAUGGAUGAAGACGAAUCUCCACAUGUAAGCAGGAAAGCUGUGGCUGACUCAGUUUAUGAUGAAGACUCUGACUUGACGAAAUACUCAGGGGCAGGAUCUCAAACAUCAGUGCGACGUCUAAUUGUGGAUCUAAAGAUGUUCAGACAAUCUGAUGGCAAGUUUGGUAUUCGGGGAAGUCCAAGGAAUGACAAUUUGUUUCUUUGGGAUGUGCAGCUGACAGAUUUCGAUGCUGGAUCCCCACUGACUAGAGACCUGAAUCGCUUUGCAGCACAGAAUAAGGAAAGGCCAGAGCUUCAUCUUGAGGUGAUCUUCCCAGAUGAUUACCCAAUGUCUCCACCAUUCAUCAGGGUCGUCAAACCAAGAUUUGAAUUCUUAACAGGACACGUGACAGUAGGGGGCAGCAUUUGUAUGGAACUAUUGACAAAAUCUGGCUGGCGACCAACAAAUGAUAUAGAGAGCAUCUUGGUACAAGUCCGAUCAGCGAUCAUGUCCGAUCCCAAUGCAAGGCUACAUCGAUCCCAAGCGAACGUGCCAUACACUAUGAAGGAAGCUAAGACGGCAUUCCAACGAAUGGUUGAGCGAUACAAAUGGGAUAAGUAAUGUUUAAUGUGCAUCAACUCUUUCUGCUGCGUGUUUUGGCACCUUAUGUCCCUAAAUCAUUCAAAAAUAUCAGAAAUCAAAUCGAAGCAUGUUUGCUUUUUUAGAUGUUGUGGCCAAGCGAUCUACAUGUAGGACUGUGGACUCAAGUUCUGAAUGUGGGUUCGAAUCCUAGUCUGGUCAGCCACAACACUUGCGUCCUUGAGCAAGGCACUUUAUCAUAACUACUUCCGUAUACCACGCGCUCGUGGUAUAUGGAAAAAAAAUAUAGCGUGUCUGUGUCCAAUAUCCAAUUCGGCCUUCCGCCUCGUUGGAUAUGGGGCGCAGAAGUGCUAUAUUUUUCCGAAUUCCACUCGUGCUUGUGUGAUAACUUAUAAUGUGUUUUUUGUAUGCUUUGCGGCUGACAUUUUAAGAAAGAUGUUUUGAAAUCUGUAGCUACCUAUCUUGAGCAGAGAGGAAUGACAAGAGAAAUCUCUGCUUUUUAAGAAAUUGUUUUAUGUACAUACAUGUAAUAAGUCUAAAGAUAACUUUUAAUGUUUUGGUUAAGAUAUAGUUAAAAAAAGUGUUUUUGUGAAAGUGACCAAAACCAUUUUUCCUUUUGAAGGGCUUUGACUUGCUAUAGAAGUUAAUUCAUAGGCCCUAGUUUUCCCAAUUGUGUUUUUUUUUAAGAGUACAACUGUAUUGAUUGAUAUUAACUUUGGUUUUUACCCAUACACCGAUGUGU